GCGAGAUGAAGGAAGGCAGGCAGACUCGUUUCAUAAGGAAGACUGCUAAGGAAAAGUUUCGACUAGUAUUUUGGCGGUUCUCAGCGCUAUGCUGGGAUGAACGUUGUGUUUGUAUAAAGGAAGCCUGAGAUCCUGUCCUAUUCAUCCGUCUCAUCAUCACCAACAAUCCAAACAAUUCAUCUAAACAACAAACCAAACUCCAAACCACCCUUUUUAAUCACCUCAACCGCAAAAAUGGUCCGCAUUGCUAUCGCCACCGUCAUCGCCUUUGCCGUCACUGCCUUUGCUGUCGGCGACCCUGCUGGCGCCGCCAACGUUGGAAACGGCAAGGGAAAGCAGUUCAUCACUGGUGCUUGCUUGAGCAACGCUGACUGCGCGUCUGGCUGCUGUGCCGGUCUUGGUGAUGGCGCCGUCUGCUCCGGCCCUGCUGUCGGCAAUGCUGCCGGCAAGCGUGGCUGCGGCUUCCCCGAUGUAGGAGGCCCCGGUGCCGGUGCUGCUCCCAAGAAGCAAAAGGCUCGUCCUGCUGGAUGCCCUCCUUGCGCUCGCGGCUUCGAGUAA
[Torrubiella] hemipterigena is the source of this 558-nucleotide messenger RNA. The record is from the annotation of a GenBank genome assembly. Lineage: Eukaryota; Fungi; Ascomycota; Sordariomycetes; Hypocreales; Clavicipitaceae.